AUAACGCCAUCUAUCGCCGAAUAGUCGAACGAACGAGGAUCUAGUGGCAACUAGAACGCUCGAGAAUUACAACGCCAUCUAUUGUCAGAUAGCGGAAACACAAUACUCGACUUGUGUGGAAUACUCUCGAUAAUUCUAAGGAUGUGGUAUCGGCUAUAAAAUUGUUGCAGAGAUGACACGUAGUCAGUCUGUCAUCGUAACUACUCGAAGUGAAACAGCGAACAGUAGCCCUAGCACGAAUAACUUGCGAAAAUGUAUUCGUAACGUUAUCGAAUUAUAUUUGUAUGAGAUUUGUACAGCGCCCCUAUCGUACGUAAAAGGAACUAAUUUUGGUAGCACGAACAAAUUUCGUAUCGUAAUCGUAUCGUCACGUAAACGAUACUUGAACCUUAUAAACAAUGAAACGCUAUAAUUGCGAGCACGAACACUGUUUUGACGUACGGUAAUGUAAAUUUCGAAGGCUGGGUAUCGAGUAUUGUCGAAACUUUAUUCACUUAAGAUUUGUUGGUGAGAAAGGUUUCGUAACGUGUUUAAAUAUAAUUUUAUCCAUGUUUUUAUUUUUUAAGUAAUUUUUUAUAAAUACAUAAUAGUGUUUUCUUAUCACUUUAGUUAGUUCUUAUAUACAAUUAAUUUUAAUAAAUUGCUCAACAUGCAAAGACCACCGUUGUACGAGCGUAGUCCUUUAUAUUAUUUUGUUGCUGCAAGUUUACUUGAAAAUGAAGAAUAUUCAUCAAGAGAAGUUAGAGAAAUUACACGCAGAGUUGCUUUGAGAAAGAAAAAUAAUCCUGUGGACAUAAAUGACGCGGAAUUCAAAAAUAGAUACCGGUUGAAUAAAGAAUCAUUCAAGUUUCUUUGUAAUGAACUUAAGCAAAAAACAUCUUUAAAAGCAAGUUCCAGGAUAAGUUUGGAACUUAAGGUUCUUUGCGCGCUAUCUUUUUAUGCCACUGGAUCUUACCAACGCUUAGUGGGAAUGGCUAAAUAUUUGGGCCAAACGACUGUAAGCAAAUGUGUGAAGGAAGUAACAGAUGCUCUUGUAACUCCUGCAAUUUUAAAUACUUUCAUAAAAUUUCCUUAUGCCAGAGCUGAUAGAGAUGUAAUAAGAAACAAAUUUUUUGCAAAGUGUGGUUUCCCAGGAGUUAUAGGAUGCAUUGAUGGAUGUCAUUUCCAUAUUUUCACACCCAAAAAAGAAGUCGAACAUUUGUAUUAUAGUAGAAAGCAUUUCCAUUCAUUAAAUGUGCAAAUGAUUUGUGAUAGUGAUUGUCGUAUUUUAAACGUAAAUGCGAAAUACGGAGGAGCCACCCACGACGCUUUUAUUUGGGAAAAUAGCGUGGUCAACAAUUAUAUGCAGAGCUUACAUCGAAAUAACGAGCAAGUGUGGUUGUUAGGUGAUUCUGGUUAUCCACAGCGACCCUGGUUAAUGACACCAAUUUUAGAUGCUGUUGAGGGAACUCCAGCUUAUAAAUAUACAGCAGUUCAUGGAAGGACCAGGGUAGCUAUUGAAAAUACUUUUGGGCGACUAAAAAACCGAUGGCGUUGUUUGUGUAAGGAUCGCACAUUACACUAUGCUCCAGUAAAAUGUGCAAAAAUCAUAACAGCAUGCUGUGUAUUGCACAACUUAGCCAUUGAGUUCAACAUACCUGAACCAGAACCAGCAGAGAUUGAAAACCCCAAUUUGACUAUGACAAUAUCUGAACAUAUUUUUCAAGAGAAUACUACAGGAGAUGGGUUAAUUAGGGGUAGAGCUAUAAGAAGUAUUUUAGUGGAUAAAAUUAAUAGACUUCAUACAUAAUUUUACUUUUGUUUAUUCAUUUUGUAAAAAUAUAGUAAUUGGUAAUUAUAAUUAAGUAAUUGGUAAAAUAAAAUAAAAUAAAAUAAUUAAGUAAUUGGUAAAAAAAUAUAGUAAUUAAGCUUAA
Molecule: messenger RNA, 1913 nt
Organism: Bombyx mori (domestic silkworm)
Lineage: Eukaryota; Metazoa; Arthropoda; Insecta; Lepidoptera; Bombycidae
Product: putative nuclease HARBI1
Exons: 6
Coding region: 650-1789 (379 amino acids)
Source: RefSeq, a predicted model, not a curated record